Platichthys flesus (European flounder) is the source of this 1056-nucleotide messenger RNA. RefSeq names its product C-X-C chemokine receptor type 2-like. The transcript has a single exon. NCBI's taxonomy places the organism in Eukaryota, Metazoa, Chordata, Actinopteri, Pleuronectiformes, Pleuronectidae. Gene Ontology annotation, biological process: G protein-coupled receptor signaling pathway; neutrophil chemotaxis; immune response. The record is from RefSeq and is a predicted model, not a curated record. Gene Ontology annotation, molecular function: C-X-C chemokine receptor activity. The coding region runs from base 1 to 1056 and encodes 351 amino acids. Gene Ontology annotation, cellular component: membrane.
AUGUCGAUUACCUACGUCUUUACUGAUUAUUACUUUGAGGCAUCGAAUGAAACGUUCGUCAUCGAUUCAGACACGUCACCAUGUCAGCUGAAACCUCUGGAGCCCACAGCAGCUGUGGCCGUGGGCGUCCUCCUCAUCGCCAUCUUCCUACUGGCGAUACCAGGAAACCUGUUGGUGGGUUGGGUGAUCAGCACCAGCAAACAGACCCUGAGCCCUUCAGAUGUGUAUCUGUUUCAUCUGACGAUAGCCGACGGCCUGAUUGCACUCACCCUCCCGUUCUGGGCUGUGGCGUCCUCCCAGGGAUGGCUCUUUGGAGGCUUCAUGUGCAAACUCCUCAGCUUCGUCAACGAAUCCAGCUUCUACAUCAGCAUCAUCUUCCUGGCCUGCAUCAGCAUCGACCGCUACCUCCUGAUUGUGCACGCCAGUGGAACUGUCAAGAGCCGCAUGAGGAUGUGCAGCCGGCUCCUCUGCGCAGGGGUCUGGGCCUUCGGCUUGGCCCUCGGCCUGCCGGCACUUUUCAAUGAAGCCACCAAGCUCGACGAGGACUUGGACUGGAUGAUAUGUGCUGAAGUCUUUGACAUCAGCAGCUCCAGCUUGUGGAGGCUCGCCAUCAAAGGGUUCCGCCACAUGUUUGGCUUCUUGCUGCCUCUGGGGGUCAUGAUUGUCUUCUACAGCAUCACCACAGUGAGGUUGCUGCACACACGUGGUUUCCAGAAGUACCGGGCCAUGAAGGUCAUCCUGGCCGUGGUGAUUGCGUUCCUACUCUGCUCGAUUCCGUACCACAUAACCAUGAUGAUAGACAUGCUGAUGAGGACACGUCUGAUCCAGUUUGACUGUGCGUUGAGGACGUCGGUGAACCACGCUACGUUGGGGACCAGCAGUCUGGCUCUGAUGCACAGCUGCAUCAACCCGGUCCUCUACGCCUUCGUGGGCGAGAAGUUCAGGAAGAAAAUGCUGCUGCUUUUCCAGAGGAAGGUCAGAAUGGAGAGGUCCACAUCGUCAAGGUUCAGCAGGUCCACGUCUCAGACCUCCGAGGGAAACGGAGCCUUUUUUUAG